Zychaea mexicana is the source of this 1389-nucleotide messenger RNA. RefSeq lists its product as uncharacterized. Gene Ontology annotation, cellular component: cytoplasm. Gene Ontology annotation, biological process: phosphatidylethanolamine biosynthetic process. The record is from RefSeq and is a predicted model, not a curated record. Gene Ontology annotation, molecular function: ethanolamine-phosphate cytidylyltransferase activity. The coding region runs from base 42 to 1172 and encodes 376 amino acids. NCBI's taxonomy places the organism in Eukaryota, Fungi, Mucoromycota, Mucoromycetes, Mucorales, Lichtheimiaceae. The transcript is spliced from 9 exons.
CAACUUGUUCUUUCUUUCUACACACUACACUACUAUUCGCAAUGAACACACACAUUACAGAAACCAAAAAGCCCGUUAGAGUCUGGGUCGAUGGCUGCUUUGACAUGAUGCACUACGGACAUGCCAACGCUCUCCGUCAGGCUAAAGCGAUGGGCGAUGUACUCGUCGUCGGUGUGCAUUCCGAUGCCGAGAUUGCAAAGAACAAAGGCCCUACUGUGAUGAAGGAGGAUGAAAGAUAUGCAGCUGUUGGUGCUUGCAAGUGGGUGGACGAAGUGGUCCCUGACGCACCAUACAACACGACUGUCGAGAUUCUGCGUGAAUACAAUAUUGAUUUCUGCGUGCACGGUGACGAUAUCACGACCAUGGCUGACGGCACCGACUGCUACCAGGCUGUCAAGGAUGCAGGCUUGUACCGCGAAUGCAAGCGUACGCAAGGCGUUUCAACCACCGAACUCGUUGGCAGAAUGCUUUUGAUGACGCGCGACCAUCACAAGCGCCGCAUGUCUGCUGGCGCAUCAUCCUUGUCGAGCUUCAACUCGGAGGAUCUGGGCUCGUUCAGUGCGGGCAAGCGUCGUACGACGGUUUCUCACUUUUUACCGACCUCAAAGCGUAUUGUCCAGUUCUCGGAGGGACGCGAGCCGCGUGAUACAGACAAGGUCGUGUAUGUGGAUGGAACGUUUGAUUUGUUUCAUGUUGGCCACAUUGAGUUUUUGAAACGCGCCAAGGCGUUGGGCGAUUUCUUGGUUGUUGGCGUGCAUGAUGAUCAGACUGUCAAUGCCAUCAAGGGCGCAAACCAUCCUUUGAUGAACCUGCACGAACGCGCAUUGAGCGUACUUGCAUGCCAGUAUGUGGACGAAGUGAUCAUUGGUGCACCUUACAGCGUGACAGAAGACGUUCUGAACAAGGAGUACAAGGUCCAAAUCGUUGCCCAUGGCAAUACUGCCACUGAGCCCGAUUUGGAUGGCAGCGAUCCAUAUGAGUUGCCCAAGGAACGCGGCGUCUAUGUCGAAAUCGAAAACCCCAACUCGACCAUCACCACCCAGGGCAUCAUUGAGCGUAUCAUUGAAAACCGCUUCGUAUACGAAGAGCGACAGCGCAGAAAGGGCGCAAAGGCCGCUCUGGAAGCUGAGCAAGAAGCUGCCGAAAAGCAAGUCAACAAGACUGCUGCCUAGAUAAAGGCACAAAGAAUACCCUUGCCCACCUCCCCUCCCCGUCCCCUCCUCUUGUCACUGCUAACCGUACCCUAUUUCAACAUGUGUGUAUAUCCCCUCGUUCCCUUUCUGUUUUAUUGCCAAGAAUAGUUGGUGCUGUAUCAUAAAUAUUUCGUAGACAAAGUACAUGAAUAGUAAAAAAAAGUGUAGAGCGUUCAACCGCUAAUGAAAGAUGCAG